ACUGGUCACACUGCCGCCAUCGAAAAACAAAAAAGCUAAACAACUAAAAGUUUCAAUGUUUAAUCCAAAAAAAUAAAGUGGUUUGUGGGAAAAUCAUGGAGGAACUAUGUCGAAUUUGCAGGUCGCCUUCCGUGACUCUAGUUGGCAUAUUUGAUGAGCGCGAGCGGCGCCACUUGGAGGGCCAAAUGGAACCGAUUCUAGCAGAUAUGGUGAUGGCAUGUGCCGACGUCCAGAUCGAACGCGGGGAUGAGCUUCCGCAAAAAAUAUGCAUGUCCUGCAUCCUCGAUGCCCAAUGCUCGUACCGUUUUAAACGAAGAUGUGAAAAGAGUCACGAGCAAUUGUCUCUGGCCAUUCGCUCGCUAUCCAAUCAGGAAAGGCCGAAAAUCAAAUUGGAACUGGAUGCCAGUGUGAUAGAGUUCGAGGGAGACGGUUUCAUAGCUGAAGAGAUUUUUGACAGUGCAACGCAAUUAAAGCUUGAGCUGGAGAAACCAAUAGUUGAACAGAAACUGCCAAAGGUGGCACUUACAGAAGCAAAAAAGGAGAAAAGACUGACUUCGGAAGCCCGCAAGAAGCCAAAGGAAACCAGGAGAGCGUCCUUUAAGUGCGACCUCUGCAUCAAGCAGUUCCAGCAUAAAAGAAAUCUUGAAGAACAUAUGAAAGUUCACACCAAUUCCCACAUUUGUCCAACAUGUGAACAGCGCUUCCUAUUUAAGACAGAUCUUGACCUACACAUAAGGGUCCAUAGCAGCGAACGGCCAUAUCAAUGCUCUCUAUGCAUGAAGAGCUUUGCCACGAGCCAAAAUAUAACCAACCAUAAAUGCCUGCUGGAGGAGGAUCGGCCCUUUAAAUGCCCGCACUGUCCGAAGGCUUUUGUACAUAACUAUUAUCUCAAAGAGCAUAUGUUCAGCCAUACGGAGGAUGAAUCGAACAAGCUUUCCACGGGACCACACAAGUGCACCCACUGCUCGGUUAGGUUCCACAAUAAGUCUGCUCUCAAAGUUCACACACUCGCUCAUACAGGCGAAAGGCCGCACAACUGCCCAUUCUGUUCAUCUACGUUCCGAUCCAAACAGACUCUCAAGGUCCACACUCGCAUGCACACGGGAGAGAAGCCAUACAAAUGCCCAGAGUGCCCGAAAACUUUUGCCGACAACAACAAUCUCUUCAAGCAUCGACGGCGCCACACAGAUGACCGACCCUACAAGUGUCCCCAUUGCGUGAUGGCCUUCAGGGAGAAGCAUCAUAUGAAACGGCAUGUGCUUGGCAAGCAUCGUGUCAGUGAAGAAGAUCUGAAAUGAUCAGUAUUAAGAUCAGAUUAAAUUUAAUAUUUGAAUUGAAUUCAGAUAAACUUGUGACAUUUUUACUGUAAAUUGCACCCAAUUCAAAUGUUUAAACGAAUGCGCAAUUUAAAAAUAAACACCCAUGCUAGAA
Drosophila subobscura is the source of this 1431-nucleotide messenger RNA. Its product is annotated as zinc finger protein 664. The coding region runs from base 96 to 1298 and encodes 400 amino acids. Gene Ontology annotation, cellular component: nucleus. Gene Ontology annotation, molecular function: DNA-binding transcription factor activity, RNA polymerase II-specific; zinc ion binding; RNA polymerase II transcription regulatory region sequence-specific DNA binding. Gene Ontology annotation, biological process: regulation of transcription by RNA polymerase II. Lineage: Eukaryota; Metazoa; Arthropoda; Insecta; Diptera; Drosophilidae. The transcript has 2 exons. The record is from RefSeq and is a predicted model, not a curated record.